Molecule: messenger RNA, 706 nt
Organism: Linum trigynum
Lineage: Eukaryota; Viridiplantae; Streptophyta; Magnoliopsida; Malpighiales; Linaceae
Source: the annotation of a GenBank genome assembly
UCAUGGGGAGAGAUGCGGGAACAAGCUCGUCGCAUCGGCCAUCGUUGGAGCUCCGAGGAGUUGCCGCUCCUGAAGGAAGAGGCGACGACCGACGAAGCACUACCUCCGCAGCUGGCCGAGCACGACGCGAAGGCUGUUGGGGAGAUGGCGAGGAAGGCAAGGAUAGAAGUACGCCGGUCCCCAUGUCGUCCGUCGGUCGAUCCGCUACCAAAGAAGAAGAAGACAAGGGGGGAGAGCUCGACGCCAGAGAAGAAUAAGAAGAAGGAAGGUGGCGGGAAGCUUUUUCACACGGCGCUGGAGUUGAGAAGGGCGACGAAAAUGCGGCUGCCGACAAGCGAAAAGGAGAAUGGGGGGAGGCACCUCUCUUGUUGGUGGUCUCCAAUCGCAACCCUAUUUCAACCUUGGGCCAAAGCUCAUUCCUAAUGGGGUUUCGAGUGGGCUCGAGUUGGGCCGGCUGGUCUUGUGGAGUAGGCCAAAUGGAAAUUAGCCGAGCAGGCUACCAUUUUUGGACAAUUGGGCCAAGCAGAGACCUGAUUAUGGGCUGAGGCAUCAGGGAGGCCUUGUUUCUCAAAUGAGUUGUAUUUGGAAGUGGGUGGACUUGGAGAAAAGUGAAGAGAAGUUUGGUGGGCCGCGACCGGGAAGUUCUGUUGGAUUUCUUUGUAAUGGGCUGGGCUUUGGGGCUUGGGAAGAAAUGGAGCUUAACUGG